Aspergillus nomiae NRRL 13137 is the source of this 1098-nucleotide messenger RNA. Its product is annotated as putative oligosaccharyltransferase subunit ribophorin II. The transcript is spliced from 5 exons. NCBI's taxonomy places the organism in Eukaryota, Fungi, Ascomycota, Eurotiomycetes, Eurotiales, Aspergillaceae. Gene Ontology annotation, biological process: protein N-linked glycosylation. Bases 1 to 1098 code for a protein of 365 amino acids. The record is from RefSeq and is a predicted model, not a curated record. Gene Ontology annotation, cellular component: membrane; oligosaccharyltransferase complex.
AUGCGAAGGGCUUGCAAAGGCGGAGGGUCGGUCACUGGACCGCAGCUUGCCCCAAAGCCGCGGGCGCUUAUCUUAGCGUUUCUUCAGCUUGCGUCCGCAAGUCGACGUAUUCAGGACACCUACGUCGCAAUUGUUCCACUCCGUCCAGCUCGGUUUGUUACAAGUGUCUAUCUGUCAAUCAGGAUGCAGUUGUGGAAUACUGUCCUCCAGCUCAGUUUGCUGGCUUUUACUGCCGCCCCGACCGCAGCGGCAUCCGCGUGGGGGUUUACUGAUGCCACCGUGUCAGUUCAAACCAAGGGCGCUGGAGUCGGUUCUGGAUUGAAGGAAACCAUCCCCGACAACAAGGCCCUCACCAAGCCCGUCUCCCUCGGAAGUGCCGACACCUUGAAGGUGACACUCACGGCCCGCGAAGGCAGCUCCGGAAAGCGCGCGCACCAAGUUUUCCUCCUCCUCCAAGACCCAGAGACCGGACUAGACAUCUCUUAUCCCUUCAAUGUGAAGGAAAAUGGCAAAUCGAAGGUUGAGCUGACUCAAAAAGACCUCCCGGUUCAAUUCCUCUCCUUGACCGAACCCCUUGACGCAAAACUCUUGAUCGGAUCUUUUGGCAGCGCCGAGGCCUACAAUGGCGCUGCAUUCAAGUUAACCGUUACCCGGAACCCCGAUCAGCCAGUCCCAACUGUUGAGGUCUCGAGAUAUGGAAAGCUUCCUGAGAUCCACCACAUCUUCAAGGAGGAUCCCCAAAGCCCGCCGAUUGUCAUCACUCUCGCGUUUGUGGCGAUGGUGCUUGGCACUCUUCCCGUUCUUGCUGGUGUGUGGCUAUUCCUCGGCGCCAACGUUUGCCACCUCCCCAAAGCUUUGAAGGCAUCCCCCGUUUCUCACGCUGUCUUCCUCGGCUCUCUUCUCUCGAUCGAAGGGAUCUUCUUCCUGUACUACCAGUCCUGGACCCUCUUCCAGAUCCUUCCUGCGGUCGCGUGGCUGGCACGGUCGCAUUCAUCAGUGGCAGUCGCGCUUUGGGUGAGGUGCAAGGCAGACGCCUUGAUGGCCUUCGGUAAAUCUGGCCGGUACUGGAUUUACUGGCAAAAGUGUCGAUGCGACUGA